ACAGGAUGAGGUUUCUGCCAGCUGCCACAGGUUUCCCCGCAUCAAAGGGUUAAUCGCACUAGUAAGGUGAGGUGGUGGGGAGGAGCUGAACUGGGAAAAAGGCAGAGGUGCAACCAGGAAAAGUUAGGUGUGAUCUGCCUGUGAUUGAGGAGAGGAAAGUUUAGGAGUUGCACGCACGGUGGGACUCCAAAGAACUCAUCUGAAGUGACCUCUGCCCGGGCGUAAGGAUGGUGACCACUCCAUGUUCUUAGAUGGUUGAUCUACAAUGGUCUUCAGGCUGCAGAUGUAAAUGUUGUUUCCGCUGCCCCCUGGUCAGUCACCCUAUAUGGUCUCCAACCUAUUGGAAUCAUAUAAUCAAGUAACUCUGAAUUGUAUUGGACAAAAAAGGAUCCCCAGGAAACUUAUCUACAAGAUGUUGAAUUAAGAUGAACAUGCAGAAUCCGGCUGAACCUUGAAUGUCCAGAGGCUAUCACAAAAUGCCUCAAGGCUUCUGAUCAUCAUACAAACACUAUGUGCUAAUGACUAGAUGCCCUCAGGCGGGUCAGCUUGAACGUCUUCAAGGCUCCUUUCUAUACAAGGUGCAGAAUCUGAUUCUAAUUGGUUCCCUGGCCAAAAAUAUUUCUGGAGGACCUUAGACUUCUGAUAAAAACAAAUGCACCAAAGGUAAAACCAAAGCUUCUGUGAACAGGUUCUGGCGUAUAAUAGAUGACCAAGGUAGAACCCCAAUAAACGGAAUCGAGGUUUGCGAUUAAACGAGGAAUCCAAAGUGAUGACCACAAUGAUGUUCGGAUCUUGUCUGUCAUAGGAAAUACAGAAAGGCUUCAACCCGAUAAUCUCACUACAUCUCGAGGAAUCUCAAGCAGCUUUGUGAGUCUUAAGCAGAUUAUAAAAAGAUAAACACCGCCUUGGUCUUCAUCUCUGCAAUGCUGACUGCUGUAUGUAGCUCUUUGGGGAACCAGCCAUCUGAGACUGACUCUCCUUCACCGCCUGAGAUCUCUGUGAGACCAUACCUUCAGCUCUCAGAAGCAGAUUCAGGACUUUCCUUACAGCCAGACGGUGUUCAAGAGUGUUCCUUUUCUGCUAGCGAGAAAUACACCUCCCUGACCUCGGUGAGACCCUCCAGCCAGACAUUUUCAGUUCGGGAAUCCGAGGAAAGCAACUUAUUUCCCAAAUUUCUGCACCCACCUCUUGAGAUGUCCCACCCGUAUGAAACUUGGAUCCGACCCCCAGGUCCAGGUGGAUCUGGAGAAGAGGGUGGGGUACCUUCUUGGUGGGAUCUUCAUGCUAGUUCUAGCUGGGUGGAUCUGCAGCCUGGAGCAGGGGGCUUUUCUGCUUCCUCACCUCACCAACCUCCACUUGGAGGUUAUAGCCCAGAGAUGUGUGUGCCUCCUGCACACAUGCUUCCACCUUCUUCCCACCUCAUGGGAGCUUUGGAACCAACUCUGGAAUCCCAUUCCUCUGACCAGGGAUCAGAAGGUUCACCUCGACCCAAAGGUGUUCGAAGAGCGAUGCCACGAAGUGCAGCCCAAACAGCCUGUCGCUGUCCUAACUGCCAAGAGGCAGAACGUGUGGGUGGUGGUGGAGAGGGUGGCAAGCACAAAAAUCUUCACAACUGCCACAUUCCGGGAUGUGGCAAAGCAUAUGCCAAGACCUCCCAUCUAAAGGCUCAUCUGCGCUGGCACAGUGGAGACAGACCGUUCGUGUGCAACUGGCUGUUCUGCGGCAAGAGGUUCACUCGGAGUGAUGAGUUACAAAGGCAUCUGCAGACCCACACUGGAGCGAAAAAGUACCCCUGUCCCUCCUGUAGUCGUGUCUUCAUGCGCAGUGAUCAUUUAACCAAACAUAUGAAGACACAUGAGGGUGAAAGCAGGGGGGCAACAGAGGCAUCAAGUAAGGCCAAGAGUGAGCCAGAUGAGAGCGGAGCAAGCACUACAAACUGACACUUAGCAAGCAAAUAGGGGUCCUGUCCUGGAUGAGUAUAUCCUACCUCCGGACUGAAAACAGAGAGGAAUUCUGUAACAUAUUUAAUUUAUUUUGUAGAUGGAAUAGAUCGUUUAUUGGUUCUAGCAUCCAGAUCUAACAUCUCUGAUAUUGGAAUAGAAGGGAUAAUGGUUCCUUAGCAGAUUAAAUUAACACUAUCUUUAUCUCAAAUGAAUUGGUAUAAUGAUACCUAGAAAAGAACAUUAGGGUAUAGGUAUAAUUUCAGAUGACAAGGUGUAUGAACCAAUGGGAAAUAAGUAAGGGUGAAGAGGCAAUGUACAGCACAUUGUACGGUGUCAUCGGAAUGAAUCUUGGGCAUUAUUAUCUAUGGGACCCGGACAUAAUGGAAGUUACCAAUAAGGAGAGGAAGGCUGAGUAUGUUGUAAAUGAGUAAUAGGACCAGUCAGACACAUAAGAGGUUCUCCCAUUAAUAGAUUAGGAAGCAAGUCGUACAGGGACACAUACUGAGUGCAGAUUUAAGGUGCAACUUUAGAAGAACUAAUAUGGAAGGUGUAUUGUUAACAUAGGAGGAUUUCUGAUACUAACUUGCCCACCUUCUAUUUUGGGCUAAAGAUAUCUUCUUGCACAAAAGCUUAGUAUUUACCAAGUUAGCGUCCCCCUGGUGGAGAAGUGCGGAAGGGGGCAACACAGAAUAGCAGUGGCACUGUGGCAUUGUUAGUCCACUACAGGGGUAAAAGCACAUGGGAAGGAAUAAGAGGACAUGGUAAUGUAUACUUCACUAUUAUUGACAUUAAAGCAGUAUCCAUGGCAUUACAAGAGGGUGCCUGGCAAGCCAUUGGUUAGAGAUGUGUGAUUUGCAGCAACAAGUGUAGAGGAAACCACAUACAAUAAUAGAAACAGAGAGGAUGUAGCUCUAGUGAUGAAAUAGGGUUAUUCAGAAACAAAUACAUUAAUAAUAUUGUCAAGAAGGUGAUCUGAGUGUAGUAUGAAGAAAGAGUAGCCACGUAGAGCAAGUAAAGGGAUAGAAUAAAAGUGCAGGGAGUAAGUGCAGUGGAGGAAUAGCAGGGAAACCAGGGGUCCGGCUCUCAGUCAGUGAGGGGGAAAGCUGUAAACUGAAUAAGGGAGGCAGAGAGAAGGGGUUAAGGAAAUAUUGUAUUAAGAAAGUUGGAUAAGAGAAUAGAACAUGAUAUAUCCUUAGGCUGAAGAGUAGGGGGGCAUAGUAGUGGGGUGCAAGGUAAGGUAGGAUCCCUAAAAGCAGCGCUCAGAAUGGGGUGCUAGUAGAACUAUGCUCCUACAUGAACACAUGCAA
Molecule: messenger RNA, 3250 nt
Organism: Xenopus tropicalis (tropical clawed frog)
Lineage: Eukaryota; Metazoa; Chordata; Amphibia; Anura; Pipidae
Gene: sp6
Product: Sp6 transcription factor
Exons: 2
Coding region: 924-1940 (338 amino acids)
Cellular component (GO): nucleus
Source: RefSeq, a predicted model, not a curated record